AUCCCCGAACUUAGCCCUUCCUUACUUGUUCUUUUACAUUUUAUUUCGUAAUGUUUACUAUUGUUUUACACAUAGUACAGUUUGUUGUUAAAAAAUGUUUUAAGGGGAAAUUAUGUUAGUUUUUUAAAUUUAAAUAAAUACUAAACAUUUUGAAUUAGUUCGGGAACCCAACUACCGCAUAGGAACAUGGUUAGCGAAGUAUCGAACAUUGUAAUCGAUUGUUCAAUAGUGAUAUUUAUACAAAAAUUAUCACAAUCCUGUGCUGUUGGAUAUAUAAGAUAUUCUUUCGAGAAGAUUAAGAAUAACUUUUGGAAUUCAUAAUGGCAAAAAUGGCUUUUCAACAUCAGGCCGGGACGGCUAUGGAAUGCUUAAGUAUACCUAUUACACUUCAUAAAGAGAAAGAUUACGAUAUAGAAGGCAGAGAAAUUCUGAAAUGUGGGUUUAAAAUAGGAGGUGGUAUUGAUCAAGACUUCAAAAAAAGUCCUCAAGGAUAUACAGAUUAUGGCAUUUAUGUUACGGAAGUGCACGAUAAGAGUCCUGCUUCCCGAGCUGGUCUUCGCAUCCAUGACAAAAUUUUGCAGUGUAAUGGCUAUGAUUUUACAAUGGUAACACAUAAAAAGGGUGUAAGCUAUAUACAAAAAAACCCAGUACUAAAUAUGCUUGUUGCCAGAAAGGGAGUCACUUCAACAUAAGUAUCAACUCUUCCGCAUUUAUGUCAGUAAUUUGACUCAAGCGCAAAUUUUAUUUAUUUGAUAAAAUUAACCACCCUUGUCUGAAUAGAGUGUCAACUUAGUGUGACUGUCCAACGGCGUCAAUUUUGCAUUUAAUAUUAGAAACGCGAUUCGUCAAACGACAGUAGAUGGCAUAGUUCAGUUGAAUUACAAAUUUCAGUUUUGUUUUCUUUGUUUAAAAAAUAAGUAAAUUCAGUUAAUGGAUUAUUAAACUAAUGUAAAAAUUCGGAUUCUGUGUUUGUCAAUGUGGUUUGAAGUGCACAACAACUUAUUUAAGUAUAUUUAAUGUAAAGAUUGUGAUAAAUAAAAAUUAAGUAACUAGUUUUACAGAGUGGUGGUUAUUUCAAA
Bactrocera oleae (olive fruit fly) is the source of this 1079-nucleotide messenger RNA. Its product is annotated as tax1-binding protein 3 homolog. Gene Ontology annotation, biological process: establishment or maintenance of epithelial cell apical/basal polarity; embryo development; receptor localization to synapse. Gene Ontology annotation, molecular function: protein binding. Gene Ontology annotation, cellular component: cell junction; basolateral plasma membrane. The record is from RefSeq and is a predicted model, not a curated record. Lineage: Eukaryota; Metazoa; Arthropoda; Insecta; Diptera; Tephritidae.